AGAAUAAUCAAAAUGAAUGACAGAAAAGGUACGGAAGGACUUGAUGUUUGCAAGUUACGGACUUUAGUCAAGUCCUACAUCGAUAAACAUCAAUAUGAAAGUGCACAUUUCUGGGCGGACAAACUUGUGUCGUUAUCAGACGCGGACGUAGUUGAUGUUUAUUGGUUAGCGCAGACUCUUUAUCUGACGGGACAAUAUCAUCGGGCAGCUCAUCUACUUCAGAGUAAGAAACUAGACAAGGCCAGCAAGGCGUGUCAGUUCCUGACGGCAAAAUGUCAUGCAGCCGUCAAGGAAUGGGAAGAUGCUUUGAACAUCUUGGAGAUGUCUGACAGCUCAGUCAAGACGCCAGGGAAAAACAAAGAUGAGGACAUAUUCACAGAUAGCAGCGACACGGAAGGAAUCCCACUCCAAAAUGUCGAGAGCUCAAUCUGUUUACUACGAGGUCAGAUUUACGAAGCCAUGGAGAACAGAGUCCUGGCUGCUGAAAACUACCGUAGGGCGUUACAGAAAGACCCGUACUGCUUCGAAGCGUUUGAGUUGUUGGUCAAACAUCAGAUGUUGACGGCUAGUGAAGAAAGAUCUUUGUUAGAUUCACUUCCGCUGACCAAGAAUUGCCGACUUGCGGAAAUGGAGGUGGUGAAAAGUGUAUAUGAGACUAUCCUGAAGAAGUAUGACAAGCCAUCAGAGUCCACGUUACCCGUUUGUCUUGAGCCUUUAAAGGACAACAUGGAGGUAGUUACAGCGCUAGCAGAGAGGCAUUACUACAAUUGUGACUUUAGGACGUCACACAAGAUCACAUCAGAAGUUUUAAGUAAAGACCCCUAUCAUGGGUCGUGUCUACCCCUGCACAUCGCUACACUAGUAGAGCUCCGGAAAUCUAACGAUUUAUUUUAUCUGGCCCACAAAUUGGUUGAUUUAUACCCAAGUAAGCCAAUCUCAUGGUUUGCCGUCGGCUGUUAUUAUUACUUAGUCGGCAAGAAUGACUCAGCACGAAGAUUCUUCAGUAAAGCAACAACACUAGACAGGUUGUAUGGCCCCGCCUGGCUAGCCUUUGGUCACUCAUUUGCCGCAGAGGGAGAGCAUGACCAGGCUAUGGCAGCUUACUUCACUGCAUCACAGCUCAUGAAAGGAUGUCAUCUUCCGCUCCUGUUUGUGGGUCUGGAGUACGGACUGACCAAAAACUUCAAACUGGCGGAGAAGUUUUUUGAUCAGGCGUUGGCGAUUGCUCCAAGCGAUCCGUUUGUCCUUCAUGAGAUGGGGGUUGUUGAAUUCCACAACGGAGAUUGGGAUGAAGCGGAGAAGUACUUCAUGAAAGCUUUGAGUAUCGUUCAGACUAUGGGAACUCAUGAUCUUCCUGAGAAGUGGGAACCUUUACUCAAUAACCUCGGACACGUCAGCAGGAAACUCAAAAAGUACGAUCAAUCGUUGGAUUACCAUCGGCAGGCUUUGGUUCUCUGCCCUCACAGUCCAUCGUCAUUCUCUGCUAUUGGUUAUGUUCAUACUCUAAUGGGAGACUUUAGUACGGCCAUUGAUUACUUCCACAAGGCUUUGGGCGUCGGUAGACGGUACGUCUUCUCAGAAACAAUGCUGGCCAGAGCUAUUGAACAAUACAUCUUAGAAACAUCACCAAGUGAUGGAGGCAGUAUUGACAUGUCUGAACUGGUCACACCAACUGCUCCUAAAGAAGAGAUGAUGAUGACAAAGGAUGACACCUCCUCAAGUCUCGACAUUGAGGUUGAGAUGGAAGAUAACGACUGAUGACGUCAUCAUGACAUCAUCUAGUUGAAUAAUGUUCCCUGGAACUGUAAGCCUUACCCUCAUACUGUCUGACUUCACUGUUAUCCACUAUGGUUUUGAAUGAUAGAUAAACUAUGCUAGCCUGUAAUAUGAUAUCAUGUGGUGAACGCAUCUACACAGUACACAGUUAACCCUCCUACUGACUGACCGUUUAACAAUAUCCACUGAUUAACUACACCAGCUUGCAGUUUGUCAUGUGGUAGAUGCGCCACACAGAACACAGUCAAUCCUACCACUGUCUGACCUUCCAAUACAAUCCGCUGUGUUUUGAAUGAUAGAUCGACUAUUCCAGGCUGCAGUAUGAUAUCAUGUGGUAAAUACAUCUAUACAGUAGACGGUCAACCCUCCCACUGUCUGACCAUUUAAUAUCAUCCAGUACUCUUAAAAUAUAAUAUUAAACUGUGCCAGCCUGCAUGCGGUGAAUGCAUCUACAAACGGCCGGCCAACCCUCCUAUUGUCUGACUGUUAAUCUGCCGAAUAAAUACUAAUAACAAUAUUAUUCACUAAUUUUGAAGUGUAGAUAAACUACACCAGCCUGCGAUGUGAUAUCGAACAAUCAGUUUCCAUCAGGUUUCAUGAAAUGCAUUGUGUAUAAAAAAAAAUCGAAUUAAUUUGGAAAUAACCAACGAUGGAUGAGUUUAAUUAGAAGAACAGAUUGUAUUUCCAUCAUCGCGAGGUACUCUGUUGCCAUGGUGAUGAUGCACGAUAAUAAAGAAAACUAUCGUUUAUAAUUAACUAGCUUCAGAUCUUUAAAACAUGCUAAAUGAAAGCUUCAGCGUCUACUCAUUGUGUAAUAAAAGUUUCUUUGAUUGAAGGUAUUUAACAGGAUUGGUAAAAAUAUAAAACAUUGUUUUAUUAAUAUUAGCCGGAAAGCUUUCAAGUAUGAAGUUAAAGGGAAGGUACACGUUUGGUAAUUGUCAAAAACCAGUCUUCUCACUUGGUGUAUCCCAUCAUAAGCAUA
Molecule: messenger RNA, 2758 nt
Organism: Asterias rubens (European starfish)
Lineage: Eukaryota; Metazoa; Echinodermata; Asteroidea; Forcipulatida; Asteriidae
Product: cell division cycle protein 16 homolog
Exons: 16
Coding region: 13-1758 (581 amino acids)
Biological process (GO): cell division
Molecular function (GO): protein binding
Source: RefSeq, a predicted model, not a curated record